GCCAGGGAGGGAAGCCGAGGCGAGGCGAGGAGGUGGCGGGAGGAGGAGACAGCGAGGAAAGGUGUCAGAUAAAGGAGGGCUCUCCAGUUUGGAGGCAUCAUGGCCGCUAAAUCAGACGGAAGGCUGAAAAUGAAGAAGAGCAGCGACGUGGCGUUCACCCCGCUGCAGAACUCGGACCACUCGGGUUCGGUGCAAGGGUUGACUCCGGGCUUGCCGUCGGGGUCGGGAGCCGAGGACGAGGAGGCGGCUGGGGGCGGCUGCUGCCCGGACGGCGGCGGCUGUUCGCAGAAUGCGGCGAUUAACUCUGUGGUAUUCUGCUUUAUAGAAGAUGUGGCGCUGUGCCUGCGCCUGGGCAGGGAACAGCGGCGCUACUCGCUGUGGGACUGCCUCUGGAUCCUGGCCGCCGUGGCCGUGUACUUCGCGGACGUGGGCACGGACAUCUGGCUCGCCGUGGACUACUACUUGCGCGGCCAGCGCUGGUGGUUCGGACUCACGCUCUUCUUCGUGGUGCUCGGCUCGCUCUCGGUGCAGGUGUUCAGCUUCCGCUGGUUUGUGCACGAUUUCAGCACCGAGGACAGCGCCACAGCUGCCGCCGCCUCCAGCUACCCGCAGCCUGGAGCCGAGUGCAAGACCAUGGUUAGUAGUGGGUCUGCAGCCGCAGAAGGCGAGGCUCGCCCUUCCACGCCGCAAAGGCAGGCAUCCAACGCCAGCAAGAGCAACAUCGCCGCUACCAACAGUGGCAGCAACAGCAGCGGGGCCACUGGGGCCAGCGGCAAACACAGGUCUGCCUCCUGCUCCUUCUGCAUCUGGCUCCUGCAGUCACUCAUCCACAUCUUGCAGCUCGGGCAAAUCUGGAGAUAUUUCCACACAAUAUACUUAGGUAUUCGAAGCCGACAGAGUGGGGAGAAUGACAGAUGGAGGUUUUAUUGGAAAAUGGUGUAUGAGUAUGCAGAUGUGAGUAUGCUGCAUUUGCUAGCCACCUUUCUGGAAAGUGCUCCACAGCUGGUCCUGCAGCUCUGCAUUAUCGUACAGACUCAUAGCUUACAGGCCCUCCAAGGUUUCACAGCGGCAGCCUCCCUCGUGUCUUUGGCUUGGGCCUUGGCCUCUUACCAGAAGGCCCUCCGGGACUCUCGAGAUGACAAGAAGCCCAUCAGCUACAUGGCUGUCGUCAUCCAGUUCUGCUGGCAUUUCUUCACCAUCGCUGCCAGGGUCAUCACCUUUGCCCUCUUUGCCUCAGUUUUCCAGCUGUACUUUGGGAUUUUCAUCGUCCUUCACUGGUGCAUCAUGACCUUCUGGAUCGUCCACUGUGAGACAGAAUUCUGUAUCACCAAAUGGGAAGAGAUUGUAUUCGACAUGGUGGUGGGGAUCAUCUACAUCUUCAGCUGGUUCAAUGUCAAGGAAGGCAGGACACGCUGCAGGCUCUUUAUUUACUAUUUUGUGAUCCUUUUGGAAAAUACAGCCUUGAGUGCCCUCUGGUACCUCUACAAGGCCCCCCAGAUUGCAGAUGCAUUUGCCAUCCCGGCCCUGUGUGUGGUGUUCAGCAGCUUUUUAACUGGCGUCGUUUUUAUGCUGAUGUAUUAUGCCUUCUUUCACCCCAAUGGACCCAGAUUUGGGCAGUCACCAAGUUGUGCUUGUGAGGACCCAGCCGCUGCCUUCACUCUGCCUCCUGAAGUGGCCACGAGCACUCUCCGGUCCAUCUCCAACAACCGCAGUGUUGCCAGCGACCGUGACCAGAAAUUUGCAGAGAGGGACGGCUGCGUACCUGUCUUUCAAGUGAGGCCCACAGCCCCAUCCACCCCAUCAUCUCGCCCACCACGGAUUGAAGAAUCUGUCAUUAAAAUCGACCUGUUCAGAAACAGGUACCCAGCGUGGGAGAGACACGUUUUGGACCGGAGCCUCCGAAAGGCCAUUUUAGCCUUUGAAUGCUCCCCGUCUCCUCCGAGGCUGCAGUACAAAGACGACGCCCUUAUUCAGGAGCGGCUGGAGUACGAAACCACUUUAUGAAAUAAAGGGCCUUGGAGGAGCCACGACCUCCAGGUGAGGGGUGACAGCAGGGCUGUGGCAAUAACGAAACUUCACCCGAGAGCAGGGCGGCGAGCUGUCUUGCUCUCAGUCUGAUCAUCAUCACGACCAUCGUCUGACGCUCCAUCCGCGGACGGCCUGCUGCUGGUCUCCUUUCAGAGCAGCAGCCCCGAGAGUCUCCCGUUCCACCUGUAGGGGACGUGCCAGCGUAGCAGACUCCUUGAUGCGCCCAACUCCUCCUGCGCUGUCUUUCAGAGAGUCUGCCAGAGGGUACUAUGAUUAUGGAAAAUGUUGCCUCCGAUCAAUAGGGUGUUCUGACGGAAUUAACUGCUCUGUGCAUAAAAUAUAUCCAGUCAUACACACACAGACACACACGUACACGUACACUAAGACACACACCACCAGUCCUCUGUCGAAAUAGCUUAGGUGAUCUUUCUUGAUGCAAAGCUCUGAUUCCCACAGGAAUAUAAAAAACAAAGAGAGAGAGAAUAUAUUCCUCAAGACUUCAGAAAAAAAAUAACAGUACUGCUUAGAAAAGAACUCAUAAAUCAUUCUCAUUUGGAAACCAAUACCUUGCGUGAAAAGCCUAUCCAGCGGACAGCAAGCUCAAGUGUGUUUACACGUGUAUUAGAGUUGAUAAAAUGGUUUGUUUUCAACACAUUUCAGGACUUGUUUUUUUAUUUUAAAUUUUCAGUUGAGAACAUCUCUCAUGACAGAAAUCCUAUGCAGCACAUGGAUGGCUUUUGGCAAGACCAAGGAGCUCCAUAACUUAGUGAUGUAAAUUAAAUGGUAAUCAUGAUUCAGUAUUCAAUCACAAAAAUUUCAUAAAUACAGGAAGAGGAAAUGGGGGGAGGAGGGGCAAGGCAGAAUGAGCGCCGAAUCUCCCGGCGCGUGCAGCUCACCCUGGCCGGUAAGAGCAGAGCGGCGGGAGAGGACCGGGCCAUGACUGGAUGUUUCAAGUCACGGAAUGUGCGUGGCUCUGUGUGAUCGCAGGCAGGCACGAUUCCAGAACACGCCAUGCCCCCAUCUUUCUAGUGCCAAACAUCGUUCAACCACGGGACUGACAUGGAAGCCCUGAACAACUGAGAAUGAGUGGCCGUGAGCCCCUGAAAGCAGAAGCUAGAAUGAACAAUCAAGUUCUCCAUUGUGUACAGACUCUCCCACCACCUCCAAUUCAAGGUCAAAGUGAUGUGUCUUUUAAAGGCUUUGGGACACUUUUUAGUAAGUAUGAGCAGACAAAUGCAGUGAAUAUGCUAUGAAAAACCCUUCUGAACUGAUUGAGGGCUUAUCACUAGAUCCAGCUAAGAUUUGUAUUUGAAUCAUUUGUAAAGUCACACUCUUACAACAAGCUUCUGGUUUUAAAUACCUCCGUACAGCAAGUAAACAUUCCCCGCUUUCUGUUCCCAGUGUCCUCGGUCAUGGUGCUUUUUGUUGCAUUAAAAGUGCCGGUCAAACUUUGAUAGUAUUUUUUUAUAGUUGGUGCAGAGUGGAAUAACUCAUGGAUUAUUUCAAUAUUUUUGUAAUAAAAAAUAUAGGGUAUACAUAUAGGCAUCAUCACUUUUUUUACAGACCUGGAAUCGUUUAAAAUACUUUAAGCAUCAUAAUUACUUGGGAUGUCAGAAACUGGUCCACAAAUUCCAUCAGCCUGCCUCAGCAGAUUGAGAACACUUGUCUCUUGCAAGAUCACCCUUCUUUGUAAUGUCGGUGCCCCCAGGAACCUGGCCAGGGGUGCUAUCAGAAUAUCAGGUGACAAGAGAAUCAGCUUAACUAGAAAGGGCUUGUCAAGACUGGCCAUUGUUUCCCAGGAAAUCAAAGAUGUAAAUGAUUACUUUCAUCCAUCCAUUACGAUAAACCUGACCACAGUGGAAGAUGUCUUAAAUUUCCUUCCCUGGUUUUAUAUUAACCCAACUGACAUAUUAAAUAUUAGUCAAGUCACACACACACACACACACACACACACACACUCACACACACACACACACAUAUAAAAGAGUCAGUUUAACUUAAUUAUUCGGUUAUUGGGACUGUCCAAUUCACUUAAAAUAGUCAAGUUCUAUAGCCACCACCUCUAAUGGGUGUGCCAUACAGAGACUGCUGUUCCCAUGAUGACAUCCACAGGAAAUGACAGAGCACUCAACCUAGGACUUCUUUUGGUACAAAAGAAGCAAUGUUUAAAAAAUAGAUGUCAGUAGACGUACUUUUCUAGUACGCCAUGAUUUGAUCCUCCAAGCAAGAUUUCACUAAAAUAUAACCUUUUGUUCGGAUAUGAAAAGAUUAUCUAGUCACCAGUAAAGGCCCAGGAAGAUAUUCUUCUUGUCAGCAAUUGUAGAAGGAAAACAUGAUUGUGCUGCCAAAUUCUUCACUUUUGUGCAGAGCCAUGAGUUUUUAGCUUCAUUAUUUCUGAGACAACUUUUAAUUGAUGAUCUUUGAAUUGCUCAGUUGAACUAUACCUUUCAUUCCAUGGGCAAAUAACAGAUAACAAUUUAAUAGUGUCAAUCAACACAAACGCAACAAGCCCCAUCACUCUUCAAUCACGUAAGUCCUAAAUUAUUUCUCAACUUGAUCCCUCGUUUAACAUGUGAAGAGUCAAAACGAGUACUAUGUGAAUUAAAAAAAAUGUACUGUAUUUUGUUUUGGAGAUGAGAAUGCAGUCAGGAUGGUGUACAAAGUUUGAAUUUUUUUAAUGAUUUCCCAAAUACUGUAAAUACUCUGUUAUCCAACAUACUUGAAGAUUUUGAUGUUUUAGUUAGUCAAAAAUUUGUGUUAAGGAAAUGACAUCUCUAACAUUAAUUAAUUACAAAUUUUCUCAAGAUUAUAAGAACAAAAAAUUUACUUCCAAGGUAAAUCAUGACUUAAUCUUGCUUCCGUGAUUUUGAAAGCACUGCACUGACAUCAGAUUGUGUGGUAAUAACAACUUUUAUUAGUUUCUAGACACACAGAUAACAGAGAGUUUAAAGUAUUAGGAUUUAAAGAGACAUCGUCAAUGUGCAAAAGGAACAAAGUUUGAUUUUUGAAUUAUAUUUUAAUUAUUCCUAAGAUUUCAUUUUCAAUCUGCCAUUAAGUCUUUCUCAUAGAGUAACUGGGGAUUCCAAAAGGAAGAAGCCACGGUUAGCAUGCAAACCGGAAAUGCUGAAUUUUUAAUCUGUGCUCUCCGACUUCCUGUGCAUGAGUUUAUUGAAUUCCUUUAAGAGGAGAGAUCUGCUCUUUAUACUCACUUUUUGCAUAGGAUAAUGAAAUUUUCUAAAAGAAAAUAUUAUAAAAUUUAUAAUUAUUACUUUCAAAUUAGCAUUUCUAAAUGAAACCAUAUUUGAGAUUAAGAACAUAUAUAUCUUAACCACACUGAAACUUUAAGCAUUUGUGUGGAAGAAAAAAAUCUUUUUCUUGUAAGUCAAAGUUUGGUCCCCCAAAAUGACUAUGUCCUUUAAAUUCUCUUCUCACAUCUACAUUAUCUCUUACUCAACUAUGUGUUGUCUAAUUCAGUAACAUGGACUUUGCAGACAUUAGGUUACUAUUCAUUUAUGAUAAUGCUGUGAAUCUAACAAAUGAAAUAACUUUUCUUACUGACAUGGAAAGAAUAUUUAGUUCGAUUAUUAGCAAAAUAUAAAAUAUAAAGAUAAUCUGAAGAUAAAGUAUGAUGACGUUUUUAUGCUUAAUUUCUAAAUGCCCAAUUUAUUUUGAUCUAUGAAUAAAUAAAAUGAUAGCACUGACCAAUU
Molecule: messenger RNA, 5735 nt
Organism: Pteropus alecto (black flying fox)
Lineage: Eukaryota; Metazoa; Chordata; Mammalia; Chiroptera; Pteropodidae
Gene: XKR4
Product: XK related 4
Exons: 4
Coding region: 100-2004 (634 amino acids)
Biological process (GO): apoptotic process involved in development; phosphatidylserine exposure on apoptotic cell surface; engulfment of apoptotic cell
Cellular component (GO): plasma membrane
Source: RefSeq, a predicted model, not a curated record